AUGGCGAGGGCGCCGUCACGAAAGGGGACGAUUUGCGAGGGGUCGUUCAGGCCGCGCCCGAGUGGCCCCCCGCCGGCCGCCGUCGUCGUUGCCACUUCGCCGUGGCCAAGCAGACCCUGGCGAGUCCCAGACACGAUCGAGGCGCUGUGCGCUCCGGGGCCUGCUCUCGCCAGCCAGGCGGUGGGGCGGCUGGUGGCGCAGAGGGUGGCGGCGCUGGACGGCUCCCAGAGGGAGGCAGAGGCCGCCCGCGACCACGAGGCCGCGCAGAGGCGGCAGCAGGCCGCCGCGUGGGAGCAGGAGCGCCUCCUCGAGGACUGGGAGCGGCGAACUCUGUGGUUGCAGGACGCUGCCAGGAAGGCCGAGGAGGACAUGCACGGCCUGCAGGCGGCGCUCGGGGAGCAGGAGCAGCGCGCGGCGGGCGCGGAGGCCGCCGUGGCCGCGGCUGGCGCGAGACUGUCCCAGCUGGAGUCCCUGCUGGAGGGCCUCGAGAGGCGGACCGCGGACCUGGGGCGCGCGAUCCGCGAGGCCAAUCAAGGCGCGUGCGGCCUCGCCGCCGCGGUGGACGCCCAGUCCUGGCGCGCCGCCGACUGCAACCGGGCGGCGGAGAGGGGCCGGAGGGAGAAGGACGACCCCAUCUGGGCGGCCCUGCGGGAGCUGCAGGAGCUCGUGGUCCACGAGACGGAGCACCGCGCCGCUGGCUUGCGCGAGGUGCUCAGCGUGCUGAGCAGGAACAUCGAGCAGGUCCGGGCGGAGCAGGCGGCCGAGCGGAGCGCCGCUGUCGCCGGCGGCGCCGGCGCGGCGGGCACCGCCUGUAGCGGCCUGGAGGCGUGGGCGUGGGCUGUUCCGCGGGAGGCGUGCCCUGUAAUGCCACCGAGUGCUCCAGGCUGUGCGAACAUUGCCCUGGGCUCCAGCGAUGCCAGCGGUUCCCAGAGACUCGUCUCGGGCGGGUGCCUCGCGUGGUUUCGGUGCGGCUCCCGCGCUGGACGGCCACGUGAUCCUGAGCUGUCGAGCGCUCCCGGUCCUCGAGCAUCGGUGUGCACGCUCGGAACUCUGGAUGUCCUUGCGUUGACGCUCGACAGCGCUUUCCUUCCAUCUGAUGGCUCAAGGCGGCCUUCGGCCGCGUUGCCACCAUGGCCGAGCGUAGCCACGAUGGUCCCGGGCGCGGCAUCUCUGACCGCGGUGGCAGCGUCAUGCCUUCUGUGGGGGAGCCUCGGAGCAGAGACGGUCUUGCCUGCCGUGGAAUGCGAGCUCCAUUUUUCUGCCCUCGCGGGGGGAAUGGUUUGGGGCGUGGCUGCCGACGAGGCCGCUGGGCUGCUGUACGCUGCGGCCCUUGACGGCUUCGCGUAUGCAUGGAACACCUCUGGCGCCGUGCAGAUGCAUCAGCUGGACGGCCACAACGACGAGGUGUGGCGGAUCAGUGCGCUCAGCGACGGCGGGGGUCCCCCACGGGUGGCCACUGCUUCCCUGGACGGAACGGUGAGAAUCUGGACCUUGAGUACAAGCUCCACCUCGGAUUGGACCCUGUUCGAAGGUGACUACAUGGUGACCGCGCUCACUACAUGGGGGCGACUGUUGGCACAUGGGGACAAAGGCGGCGCCAUCGUGUGGUACAGGAUACUGGAGGACAGGAUCUCGAUGGCCGGCGAGCUAAAGGCCGACACCGCCAUGAUACAGUCGCUCGCGUUCACUGAGGACGGGGGCUUGGUCGCAGCGAGCGACGAUGGGACCAUGAGGGUGUGGGACCUGGGGCGGCAGGCUCUGGUUCGGAUGUGGCGCGCGAACAACGGCAGCGUCGUUUCACUGGCUGUGGGGCCUGACGGGGCGCUGGUGACCAGCGGCUACAAUGUAGUCGGUAUCAGGGAGCCGUGGCAGCUUCAGCUCUGGGACCUCACAGCAGGCGCGAGCCAGCGGAGCACGUCCUCCACGGCGAAGUUUGGUGUCGUGACGGCUCUCGCGUUUUCGCCCUCGUCCGGCCUGCUGUACGUUGGGGCCUCGGACAGCAACAUAUACGCCGCCAGCUGCCCAGCGUGGGACGUGCUGGAGACGCUGCGGGGGCACUCCGACGCCGUCCAUGCGCUGCGCUUCGGGACAGGCGGGCGCCUUCUCAGCGGCAGCGCCAGCCACGAGGUCCGUCUCUGGAAGGGCCGAGAGACAAACUGCUCUGCACGAGGCAGCGUGGAGGCUGCGGCCAUCAGCAGGGGGGCCGUGAGCGAGCUGUGAACACAUCACCGCCUGGGCAUCCCCGCAGCUCUGGGAAUCCUAGGGCUCCGAGGACGAUCCAGGCGCGAGUCCCACAGGUCGCGCGGAGGUCUUGCCAACAUGCGUACCUUCUGCACCAACAAGGGAUCCAGAGAUUAUUGACAGGACCCUUAGCCUGUGACUCAACGGGGAUCAUCAGCUUGCGUGUCGGAUUUGUUUCAACGCGGUCAAGAUCUGUCAUCGGUGCUAUUCGCGAGGUUCUGCUAUAGUUUUUGCGUUGCAGGGCAGCGUAUUGAUGCAGAUCUCAAUUUCUGUGUUGUGUCAUAUGGGUCUGCAACGCGUUGCCUUCCUUGAGUAACCAUUCGAGCAUUCAGAGCCGAGCCAAGCGAACCAAGGUACCCUAGGGCGAAUGACACGUGUUCUGAACCCACGGUGGGAUUAAUGAACAUUGCGUUAGAUUCAGACGCAUUGCCAGCAGUUUGGAUGAGGUCAGCAUUCAUCGUCCAAGUUGGCUCGUAGUUGCAAUGUGUUCUGCCGAGGUGGAGGAGCAGGAUGUUUCCGUUCUCCAAGCGUGCCAUAAUCAUCUGCGCGGUCUCCAGGUUUGGAUUUGCUCUGCGAAUUGCCACUGUGGGCAACAUCAGAAAGGAGGAUGAGAAGGCUGAGGAGGAGCCAUGACGCAAGGUUGCCGGAUCAUAUAUGUGGGUACCCAUUUGGCGUGACGAGGUGGCGUGAGGUGUGCGUUUGUUGCUUGGAGAGUUCAUGAGCUGUCUCCUCGCAGACGUAUAGAACGGGGGAAUGGAGCUAUGGGAGGAGG
This is a messenger RNA of Prorocentrum cordatum, 3013 nucleotides long. The record is from the annotation of a GenBank genome assembly. Lineage: Eukaryota; Dinophyceae; Prorocentrales; Prorocentraceae.